AUGCCCCCCUCCAGCGCCGUCCCUCUGCUCCCCUCGCAAGAGAAGGCGCUACUCUCCCUGAAUUCCGCGUGGGGAAACUGCGUGGUAACCAAGACAUGGGUACCCGGUGCCGACUGCUCGAAAUGGUCCGGCGUCGUUUGCAACGACGCCGGGAUGGUCACCCAGGUCUACAUCAGCGAUUACUCCUGCACCGGCGCGUUGACGGAAUCCGUCGGAAACCUGACGGAGCUGACGCUGCUCGACUUUUCCAAUAAUUGGCGCAUCGGCGGAAGCUUACCGAAAAGCCUCGCGAAACUGCAGAAACUCGAGUCGUUCAGCAUUCGCGAAAAUGUCCAUGGAAGCCUCUCCGGCGGCCUCCCGGAUUUCCUCGGAAAGCUCGCGCGGCUCACGUACCUGGGGCUCCGCGGAACGGGGCUCGCGGGGAGCAUUCCGCGCGGGCUUGCGCGGCUGAGCCGCCUCGAGUUCCUCGACCUCCAAUGGAACCGCCUGGAAGGCGAAAUCCCCCCGGAAUUGUCCAGUAUGGCGGCUCUCAGCGUGCUUGACUUGGGCGGAAAUCGGUUGACUGGGUCGAUUCCACCGAUUCCUCGCGAAAAUCAAGGGCCUGAAGCGGCUGAUUCUCGGGACUAA
Molecule: messenger RNA, 627 nt
Organism: Closterium sp. Yama58-4
Lineage: Eukaryota; Viridiplantae; Streptophyta; Zygnematophyceae; Desmidiales; Closteriaceae
Source: the annotation of a GenBank genome assembly